Molecule: messenger RNA, 2621 nt
Organism: Vollenhovia emeryi
Lineage: Eukaryota; Metazoa; Arthropoda; Insecta; Hymenoptera; Formicidae
Exons: 3
Coding region: 987-2621 (544 amino acids)
Molecular function (GO): nucleic acid binding; zinc ion binding
Source: RefSeq, a predicted model, not a curated record
UACGAAUAUCACGCCGUGCCUGAACGCGCGAAAUCUCAGACCUGUCAUUUGUGAAAUAUAAUCGCUUAUUAUUUAAAAACUAUAAUAGCCACAUUUUUUAUUACAAUUUCCCUCUAAUCUAUUGUAACCAGUAUACCAUUUUUAUGUUGCAGUUAACGAUUACCAUGGCAAGGACGCUGAAAUUCGACCAGAGGGACUUGGAGGAGCCGGAAGAACUGGAGUGGGCGUGAGUAUGUUUGUACGCAAAAGUACGAUCGUCGCGUCGAAUAAUGUACAUCUGCCUUUUAUUUCAGAGACGGAGGAUUACGAACUAAUACCUACGAUGUCGCCGACUCGGACGCGUCGACGGUGGACGUCGAGACCCUGAGCAACUUGGGCGACGUUGCCAGUGACGACGACUACGACGGCGACGACGAGGAAGAUGAGGACAAAAGUGCUAGGUAAACAUUUACUUGUUAAUUAUUUUCUUUUCCUUUUCGUGCAACGAAUCUAAAAUAAUUUUCUUUUUUCAGAAAGGACGAAAAACGGGACGACGAUGUCGAGGACGAUGUCCAGGACGUCAAACGUGCGAGAAAGGAGUGAAGACUCGCAACGUUCCAAGUACUAAUUUUAAUGGUCCAAUAAAUAAAUAAAUAUAUAUGUGGGAACGAGGAUUUGAAUCCCGCGCUAUAAGGUGUAACUCGUUGGCGCACUAGUGCACGGUACGGGGGCGCUGGGAGAGAGGAGAGAAGCCGGUGAUAGUCAGUCAGUCGAUGCAAGCUAAGCAACAGUGUUGUAUUAAAAAGGAAAAUAUACGGACGAUAGAUCCCAUCUCUCGUGUCCUGUACCUUCUCGAUAUCCAAUCCCACAAACUCUGGGGGCUCGUCCGGGAUUGCGAGCAAGGAUUACGACAGCGGAAUCUUCGUCAAAAGGUGCUAAGGCGUAAUUAGACGACAAGGCGACGAAGGAGUGGAACGCGACAACGUGUUCCAGCUAAGGCGAAAGAAAUGGCGGACAUACUCGAAGAAUUGACGGUGGAAGAGCUGGUGAAGAGACUCGAACAUUUCGGGCUGCAGACGGCAGGUACAAAGGCGGCGUUGUGCGAAAGAUUACGGAAGGCGAUGGAAGAAGAGACCUCACAAUCGGCGGAUGAACAGAACCACGGUGAGAAAACACGAACGGCGGGCAUGACGACGGAAAUACGGCUCGAGGAUCUGACGAAAGUGCAGCUUAAGCAGAGACUACGAGAGCUCAAACUGCCUAUUUCGGGUCUAAAAUCAGUGCUGCGCGAAAGGCUGCGAGCGGCCCUGCAAAAGGAUUCCAGCGACGAAGGCGACAAUGAAGACGACGGCGACGAAAACGAAGGCGACGACGGCGACGAAAAUGAGGGCGACAACGGCGAGGACGGCGGUAAUAAAGAUGGCGUUGGAGGAGAGAUGGUGACACCGCACCGCGGUCGAGACGCACACGCGGCCAUCUUGCCUCGCAACGUAUUCAACGGCGACUAUAGAGAUGGCGGUAGGAGAGCGGGAAUGUUACCAACCCACAAUCGAGGUGACGGCGCAACGGUACUUCCCCGUAAUGCAGUUGACGAGGGAUAUGACAGACAAAGAACAAGGCAAGUAGUAUUGACAUACAAGGACGUGGAAGACGCUCUAUCGACUUUCAGUGGCGAUGGCACGCAGAGUGUAACGAUGUGGUUCACAUCCUUCGAAGAGACGGCUGAUUUGUGCGGAUGGACGGACGUACAGAAGAUCAUCUACGCUAAGAGGCUAUUACGGGGUUCGGCGAAGCUAUUCGCGAAUUUCGAGUGUCGUGUCCAAUCCUACCGCGCGUUUAGGAGGGCGCUUGCUGAAGAGUUCGGCAAGACAAUGAACAGCCGUCAGGUGCACAAGGAGCUGAGCAAGGUAACGAAAAAGUCGGAGGAAACGUACCAAGAAUACAUUUACCGUGUUUUGGAACUGGCGAGUCAUGGUGAGAUUGAACUGGAGGCCAAGAUACAGUACAUCAUCGACGGCAUAAAGGACGAAGAAUCAAAUAAGGCCAUUUUAUACAGUGCCACGUCGAUAAAGGAGCUACGACAGAAGUUUAUGCAGUACGAAACACAGCGCGCCAACCGGAACAAGGCUAAGCAGCAACAACAACAGACAUCACUAAAGAAGAGAACAACUAAUAGUUCCAACCAGGUGGCAACGGCGGUGACGGCUAAGCGGUGCUUCAAUUGUGGCGAUUCCAAGCAUUUGGGAAAGGAUUGCCCAAGCAAGGUAAAAGGCGCUAAAUGCUACUCAUGUAAUGAAUUCGGUCACAUUGCAGCAAAAUGCCCCAAGGGUGCGGAGGCAACAAAGGAAAAAACUCCGGCCAGAGUCGACGCGUUGCAAUCCCAUGAUGACAAGAAGACGUACAAAACCGUACGGAUUUUGGAAAAGGUUACAGGGUUUGUCCAAGAUUUUUUUAUUAUCGAUUCUUGCAGUAGACGUCGAGACAAGACAAACGAGGUAAUGGACCGGGGGUCGGAGAUCACCCCUUCGUCCGGAAAACCGCCCUUAAAGUUACAAGAACCCGUAGCUCGGACAGGGUUGGAGGUCCGAGGUCUCUGCGACGUUUGCAACCCCUUGAAAAAAGGGCCUAAAGCGCCCCUUUAG